AUGGAUUAUCGUUAUCAAAGAUAUCUAAGAUGCAUGGAGGUAAUGCCUGAGCCAGCAGGUACUUCUAGUCCUACUUAUGGCAGAGGUAUUAUCAAUUCUAUGAUCAAUAAUUUACCAUUUGAAAUGCAUAUGCCUGGCUACAAUUAUUUAGGUCCAGGUACCAAGCUUGAAAAGAGAUUGAAUGCAGGUAGCCAACCAAUAAAUAAACUUGAUGAAUUGGCUAUGAAUCAUGAUAUAGCUUAUUCUAAAUCUAAAAAUUUGGAUGAUCGUCAUGCUGCUGAUUAUGAUUUACAAGAAGGAGCUUGGAAUAGGGUGUUGGCUGAUGAUGCUGGUUUUGGUGAAAAAGCAGUAGCAUGGUUAACAACUAAUGCCAUGAAAGCUAAAAGAGCUUUAGGUGCUGGCUUGCUAACAAAGUACCCCGUAUCUCUGGAACCAGCAGAGCAAGAAAAACUUGCAGCAGCUGUACAGGCACAGAAAGGUGUUUCUCUAAAGGUUAGUACUAUACGUACCAAAGAAUCUGUGAUGAGUGAGUCCUACUUACCACUAACAAAAAGUCAGAUUGCAAAUCUUAAAAAAGGUGGCAGUGGUAAGAAAACCAUCAGAUUAUCAGCUGCUCAGGUUGAAAAGGUCAAGUCUGGAGGUUACCUUAAAACAAUGCUUCAGUAUGGUCCUGCAGCCAUAGGUGCUGUUUCUGCUCUUGUUAAUCUUUUCAAAAGUAAGGAAAAAGAUGGCAAAGGUGUUUACAUCAACAAGAAACCUAGAGGUUCAGGAGUUUACAUUAACAAAAAACCAAAAAGUGGUGAAGGUGUUUACAUUAAUAAGAAACCUAAAGGUUCAGGUGUUUACAUCAAUAAAAAACCAAAAAGUGGUGAAGGUGUUUACAUUAACAAGAAACCUAAAGGUAAUGGUCUCUUAGAUGAGCUUUUAAAAAAAAAAAAGCUACUCCUCUGAAUAAUUUGGAAUUGGCAGAGUAUGCUAUACAAUUGAAAAUACCUUUCUUUAGAGGUGUAUUCAUGCGUGAUAAGUUACCAACAAAAAUUUUAAAAAAUGAAUCUGCUAUUGUGAAUUUAGAUUCAAGCUCUGGUCCAGGCACUCAUUGGGUUGCAUAUGUGAAACAUGGUCAAAAUGUAGAAUAUUAUGACUCUUUUGGUGUUGCCCCACCAGCUGAAUUACUUGCUUACUUUGGAAAGAAAGCCAAGGUAAUUUAUAAUUAUGAGCAAGAUCAAAAAUUAAGUCAAGUUAUUUGUGGUCAUUUGUGUUUGAAGUUUCUGCAUAAAUACAUAUGAUUUCAAAUCUCUGAUAUUUGUAAAAUGGAUUUAGCUCUUGAAUUGCACAAACCUGUGAUUAAAAAAUUCAAAACUCGCCAAAUCAUCACCAAAGGUAUUGAUCACAUUUGGCAAGCUGAUUUAUUGAUCAUGUCUCAGUAUAAAAAAGAAAAUGAUGGCUACACCAAUAUUCUGAAUGUUAUAGACUGUUUCAGCAAGUAUGUUUGGUGUAUACCUCUGAAAUCAAAAUCUGCAAAGGAUGUUACUGAAGCAUUUUGUAAAAUACUGGAGUCCAAAAGACCUAAUCGAAAACCUGAAUUGCUGCAUGUUGAUCGUGGGAAAGAAUUUGUAAA
Molecule: messenger RNA, 1618 nt
Organism: Planococcus citri (citrus mealybug)
Lineage: Eukaryota; Metazoa; Arthropoda; Insecta; Hemiptera; Pseudococcidae
Exons: 1
Coding region: 1-951 (316 amino acids)
Molecular function (GO): structural molecule activity
Source: RefSeq, a predicted model, not a curated record